Messenger RNA from Symbiodinium sp. CCMP2456, 6459 nucleotides. NCBI's taxonomy places the organism in Eukaryota, Dinophyceae, Suessiales, Symbiodiniaceae. The record is from the annotation of a GenBank genome assembly.
AUGGACGGAAUACCCGUCUUGGGCAUCGAGGUGUUGGGUCCGGAGAGGCGGACGCCCGUAGAGGUUGUGCGGCAGCUCCGUGCGUCGCAGCCCUCAUCACAGCCUGCGGAGCCUGCGUCACAGGGCACAUUGCAGCGCGAGCCUCCGCAGUCGUUGUUGCGCCGAACCGCUGAGACAGGGCGGUCAUCUGGGUCAAAAUCGCGAUCGCUGUCACCAUCCCGAAGGCUCCCAGCACCUGGCGAGGUCCCAUGGCAGAAGUUCUGGAACACGAAGGAUGCACAAAAUCAAGGCCAAAGCCAAAGCAGGAGCCGAAUCAGGCAAGCGUCGGCUCGGGCAUCCCGGAGUCCUUCCACGCGGCCGUCCAGCCCACUGAUGGUAGACAGUCGGUCGGCGUCAAUGAACGAAAGGAGGCGACCAGCAGAGCUUCAGUCACAGGAGAAAGCGCCACAGACGCGCGACUUCUCGCCAUACUCGCCUCUGUUCAGAGUCUCGUGGGAUCCCUCCACAGGACGUCGGCAGUUCGCUCCCUCCGAGCGGCUUCAUAACGAUGCGCGCUCGGCACUCAGCAAGGUGCUCCUGGCGGCGGCCGCCAGAGGAGAUGCAGUGCAAGUUUCGGGCGUGCUUGAGCACGCUGCAGAGAUGGAGCUCUUUGAAGGUGAUGUUUCGCACGUUUCUGUGUCUGAACUCAUGGAAGCCCGGGAGCAGAAGGGCUGCACGCCACUUCAUUGUGCUGCCAAGCAUGGACAUGCAGAGGUGUGUGCCCUGCUCUUGAAGCGCCGCGCGGACGUCCGGGCCGUGGAAGACCACGGCGCUGCACCCUUGGCCCUGGCGGCCUUGCAUGGGCACCGGAACGCGGUGCGCAGCCUCCUCCAGCACCGGGCGCAUCCCCUCGCCAGCGACCAGAAAGGGCGGAAUGCCUUCCACUUGGCGUGCUGCAACGACAUCGAGACCGUCCGAAUCCUUUUGCAGACCUGUCCGGGCAUCGAGCUGCUGAAGGAUGCGCAGGAGCGCAACGCUCUCUACUACGCGAUGGGCAAUCCUACAGAAAAAUCGAGAUGGGAGAUUCUCCGAUUGCUGCUGGACAGGGGGUGCAGUGCCAGUGAGGUCGAUGCUUUCGGCCGACCUGCGCUUUACUACGCCGUGCAAGCAGGUGCCCUGGACGUUGCCGCCAUGCUCCUGCAGGCGGUGGACCUGGAGCAACUCAGGCCGUCAUGGUUCGACAGUGGGUACAAAGCCAGCAGGGAGGAAGCAGGUGCAACAGCGAAUGAGGCAGCGAAGCCAACAUCCACAGACACACCAGCGUCAAAAGCAACUUCCCUGCCCGACCAAAGCAAUUCACAGGCAGGAAUUGCACCUUCCGAGAAGGGAAGGGCAGCUCCUCCGGAGGCAGAUUCCGAGACAUAUGCCGUAGCGGCACAGGCCCUGUGGAAAGCCGCAGAUCAGAGCAAGGUACAAGCAGAAACGACACCCACCCAAGAAAGAAAGCCAGCUCCUCCAGAGGCAGAUGCCGAAGCGUAUGCCGCAGCAGCAAAGGCCUUGUGGAAAGCCGCUGAUCAGAGCAGGGCACAGGCGGGAACGGUUCCCGCCCAAGACAAGAUAGCUCCUCCCAAGGCAGAUGCCGAUGUGUUCGCCACAGCAGCACAGGCCUUGUGGAAAGCCGCUGAUCAGAGUAGGGCACAGGUGGGAACCGUGCCCGCCGAAGAAAGGAAACCAGCUCCUCCGGAGGCAGAUGCCGAUGCGUAUGCCACAGCAGCAAAGGCACUGUGGAAGGCCGCUGAUCAGAGCAAAGUGCAGGCGCCAGCGAAACCAGGAGAAGAGAGCAAGACGGAGCGCGUUGCAGAAGUAGAUUCUACCAUGAAGCCAGAGCCAACGCCUUCCGACACGGUCGCAGAAAGAAGUGCAGCGGAGACAGCGAAAGCGCCGACUGGGAGCAAGGCAGACAGUUCCGCCGUCCCAUCCGCUCUUCCCACUUCGGUGCCAGUGGCAAGCACCAAUGAGACACCGCGAAGCUACGUGGAUCCUCUGCCUGCUGUGGAAUCUGCGUGUCGCUUGGGAAAAGAUCCAGCUGCCGCUGUUGCGAGCGACCUGAAGGCCCUGGUGCAGAAGCACACCUUCCUGAAUCCGGCAACGGCCAAGUGCCGACACCCGCUCCAUUGCUGGGUGAGCCGCUGCGCGCAGGUCUUGCUGAGCGACCCCGUGGAAGCGCAGGCUUGCCUUGCCCGGAUCACCCGUGGUCUUGAUCUUGAUCGGCAUCGCAUCGACACUGCCUUCCGCCGCUUCGAUGUAGACCGGUCAGAUCAUCUGGAUGACGGCGAGCUAGCACGCCUGGCAGCUUAUCUUGGCUUCGAUGUGGACCCUGCGGAGUUGGACCAUGACGAAAAUGGCAGCAUCAGCUUGGACGAGUUCCAGGACUUUGUUGGCCGCAUGGGGGGAGUGCAGCGGCUCUUCGAGCAGCGCCGGCAGCAGGUGGCGAGUUUGCGGCGGGAUGCGACCAGCCUGGCCGGCGUGGCCGUCGGAGCGCGGGUGCGGAGUCACUUCUAUGCGGGCACGAAGCCUCAUCGCACAAAGUCUGAAGAGCCUGAAGAGGCGAUAGUCACCGGGGUGCACUUCAAGGGAGAGGAAGACAUCGCCUGCCCCUCUCAGCUGGAAGUGCAGCUAGAGUUCUUGAGGAGCGGCCGCAAGACUUGCGUUCCGGCACACUGGGUGGUGAGCACGGAAGAGGAUGCCGAGGUGGCGGCAGCCCUUCGUGAGGUAGGCAUUCACGAGGAGGACCAGGGUUUCUGGGACUCCAUUUACCCCGCUUCCGAGAUGCGCGAGGUGUGCCGUCUGACGAGCUGCCAGCGCCGGGCCUUGGCACAGGUCCGAGCACAUGCCACAGCCAGCCACGAGGAUGCCGAGAAAAGAGUGCUGGCUCGCUUCGAGGAGAUGGGCUUCAGUGACAAGGAGUUGCAGGCUGUUCUGAGUUGGAUACAAGACCUCGCUCCUGUCAUCAUCCAUGUCAAUAUCGACACUGUGGGUCGCUUUCUGGAGUCCGAUGAGUAUUACAGGAGCCAGUUUGAGACCAAGACAUCAUAUGGAGCCAUCGAUGAGGGAAAUCAGACGCGCAUUGCCUGGGAGCGCGACCUCUUCGGAGAUGCAUAUGACGAUGCCAAGCCCUUCGAGCGAUGCAAGUACGGUGCUCUGAAUGUCACCAACGACUUCGAAGGUUGCAAGCCGGCCUUCCAAUAUGGUGACUCCUACCUGGUCCUCAAAGAUGUCCGGCUUCGCUGUACAUUCGCGCCUGAGGAUUCUGGAGGCAUUUCAGGAUCCCGACUUGCAGUGCUCGACAAGUAUGCGCACGUGUUAGAGGAAUACGAAGAGGAGGAGAUUCGCAAGCUGGUGGAUGUGGCCACAGCGCCACCUGCCCGUCCCAGCUCAGAGGCCCCACGGCUGCUACGAGGCAGUACUGAAGAUCCCACACAGCAGUGGGUCACGUUCGGCUUCCCGCAGCUGAAGCGCAAGAAAGGCUGCGUGUUCUUCGAGGUGGAGCUGGUGGAGGGCUGCUGGCUGCCCCAGGUGGGUUUGGCCAGCGAGGAGUUCCAGUGCUCGCCUGGUGUCCAGUCCAGGUUUGGGGUUGGCGACGAUGAGUGCAGCUGCGGGGUUGAUGGCAUGCACGGUGCAUGCCUCAAGGGUGGACCGUUCUGUGCCUGGAAUGAUGUCAGCUGGAAGAAGAAGGAGCCUGAAGCGUACUGGGAGGAGGAUGGCCAACAGCUCCUCGCCGAGACCGUCGUGGUCGGCGUCGUGGUAGACUUUGACUUGAAUGCCGUAUGCUUCGCAUCGAACGGGGCGUGGAGCGAACCGUGGAAGCCACAGCUCUCGCAAGAGGACAUGCCCUCGUUCUUUGAAGGCCUCUACCCGGCGAUCUCCGUGAAAGGUCGUGCCUCCUUCCAGUUCGGCCCAGAUUUCAAGCAUCCGCCCCCGAAGUCCUACAAGUGGGAAAGCUGGCCGGGGGCUGGUCGCGGGCGGAUCCUAAUCGACUGCCCGGCUGUCGGAGAUUCGAGCGUGCUGUCCAUCUACAAGGAAGCCCAGAUCCAUGGCGAGGUGAGCCUGAAGCGAAAUGUGCUGCGCUUGGUUGCUGCGCAGAAGUACAAGCAGAAGGCUCGCUGCUGGACCGUACAGGUCAGCAAUGCGGGACGCUGCAGCGGCACCUACAAGUGGUCUGGGCGGCAAAACAAGCGUUCCUUCUACAGAUCACCUACCGGUGCCAUCAUCUACUACUGCAUGGAGGACACGUCGUGGCACAUGAACGACACUGCCGACACAGCUGGCUUCGUUUUCCGAGCUCCAGUAGAGGCGGUCCACCUUAGCAGCGCUGGCAACACUGGGCUCCUCUCUGUGGAGCCGCCCCGUGGUGGCUGGAAAGCAGCAUUGGAGUUCAAAGGCUGCGUGCGCCGAGACGUUUUCAAGCCAGCCAUGCUGGCCCUGGCGGUGCCCGAGGACGAAGCUCAUGCUUUGAUGCAAGUACUUUGUGCUCAAGCUGGUAGUGACAAAGACCUCAUCUUCCGCAAACAUGGAGCUUCCUCUUUCAGGGCGGAAUGGUGCAAGCUGGCGCUGCGACUGGCGGCGCAUGCCGAGCCUUUGGCGCGCCGGGUCCCAAACGCCGCCGAGGCCUGGAAUGAGGUCGUACGAUCUGCACAGGCUCAGUUGCUGGAAAGCAUCGGCCUGCCCCGGUCCACUUGCGUUGCUGUGAUCCGCAGUGAGCAAUGCCAAGAUACUGAGAAACGGGAAUUGAUCUCUUUGGGCCCCGGGGCCACGAAGGAAGAAAGCAAUGGCAUUGCCGUGCACGUCCUGAGACUCCAAAGCACAGAUAUCGACAUCCUCCUGACUGAACCGCGUCUGCCCUGGCGGUCAGCGGGUCCCGGUGCUCGAGCUCUGGCGAUGGUGUCCAGCAGCUGCUUCCUGAGCUCUUUCGGCCUCGAGGUCCCCGGCACCGUCGUGGAGAGGGGCCCUGGAGCACUUCGCCGCCUCGAGCUGGAGGAGUCCGAGGUUGCAAGGAACGAGAUCUUCUGGCCACUUCAGGAAGCGUCUGCAGAAGAGGUGCAGGAUCCGCCAAGCCUCCGUGGAAGGUGGUGCAGCAGAUGCCUCGGCAGCCGCUGCCUUUUCGAAGUGCACGCGACAUCUGACGACGGCGCGGUGACUGCAGAGGUUUGGCUCUCCAGAAGCGGCCUGCAGUCUCUGCGGAGCUUCACGGGCUCCUACGAUGCAGCAUCACGGACGUUGAAGGGCUCUGCAAAUUCCAGCCAGGAUUCGACGGCUUGGAGCGAUACUGGUCUGGAGGAGAUUUCGCUGACGCUUUCUGAAAAUGGCUUGACGCUUUCCGGAAGCGCCGACUCCGAGGAAGUAACGUUUCAUCGCCGGACCAGCUGCAAGAGCUACGUGUGGUGUGCUGGCAGUGAGAGCCUCGAAGCCAAGGACAGCCCAGUUUCUCGACAGGUGGUCCAAUACGGUAAGCAAGAGAAGGCCGGCGACGAAUUGAUUCUGGGGCUUUCCAAGGCAUCCCCCCUGGCGCCACUCUUUGUGGAAGCCUUCCUCAAGCCCAGCGGCCUGGCCCAGGAGCAAGGCGUGCGACCGGGUUGGUACCUGGACUUGGACGCCACCCUCUUCGGUCCGGCCUCUGAGUCGGAGACGAUGAAGGCAAUCAAGGCCGAGCUUGGUGGCGACUUCCCAGACAACUUGGAGGAUGCCUACAGGCAGAUUCACACUUUGUACAAGCACCUUUGCGACUGGCUGGCAAGACCAGGCUUAAGUCUGGUCUUCUGCAGUGCCGUGAAGGCAGAGUUGCUGCCGGCAUGCUUGGUUCGUUUCGCCGGCAGCCCAAGGCAGCAGCUGGGAGAGAUGAUGGAAGAUGGGACCCUGACUGGUGACGGACUUCUUCGCAGCAGCCCGGCGCACGUGGCAGGAGUUCGUGGUGGAUGGCAGCUCGAUGUGCAGAAGAGCGCCGAGCUGGCAUCUCUGAAUAUUGAAAAGGCCAAGGAGACGAGUGAGGCGAUUGCGGAAAUUCUGGACGGCGAUUCCGAGAGGGUCUUGGCCUUUUCCUGUCCGGAGGGGGACGAUGCAUAUGAACUGCAGGAAAGCUCAGAUUGGAUGGAGCCCUACGUCAUGCCGGGAGCAGACACUGUGGCGAUCAGGAUUUCGACCAGUCCAGGGAAUUCUGACGAGCACCUGCUCGUGGUAGCAGUUCCCACAGGCGAUGAGCUGGUGAAGCCAUCGGCAGAGCAGCUGCAGAAGCUCGCGAGCAGCUGGGAAGGAGCCUGUGAUGGAUUCUACGGGCUGAAGGGAGAAGAGGUGACGGUGGAGAGAGACAGCUGGGAUGAAGUGCGACUGAGGGCCCUGUGCGCCCAUCAUGGCUGGGACUUCUCAUGGAUGAGCGAAGACGAUGAACGCCGGAGGCGCAUCGUCGAGGGCUUCGCCGGCACUUAG